Messenger RNA from Anopheles darlingi, 3046 nucleotides. RefSeq lists its product as uncharacterized. The record is from RefSeq and is a predicted model, not a curated record. Gene Ontology annotation, cellular component: centrosome; centriole. Gene Ontology annotation, biological process: centriole replication; mitotic cell cycle. NCBI's taxonomy places the organism in Eukaryota, Metazoa, Arthropoda, Insecta, Diptera, Culicidae. The transcript is spliced from 3 exons. Gene Ontology annotation, molecular function: calcium ion binding. The coding region runs from base 1021 to 1599 and encodes 192 amino acids.
UCCGCUCAUCGUUUCGUUUUUUAACUCUAGAUUUCGCUUAUUUCGUUUUAUAGAGGAUUUUACUCUCUUCUUCUCUGUUCUUGUGCUUCUUCGAACAAAAUCCUUAAAUUUUGGAACAGUUUCGUGCGAUUUCAGAGCAAAUUAGAGUCAUUUCCAACUCCCAAAGUCAUUCCCUCUGGAAAAGUAGGCCGAGAAAGCGGAAAACCCGUGGAAAACUGUGCUCAGAUCCACGGAACGAUUUCCAGGAGGAUAAUAAACAGCUUGCGCCUUCGAACACAUUUUUGCCAGCAGCUGCCGCAGUUCUCUCCUACAAAAACGCCCUCCUGGCCGAAACACGAUUCCCCAAAGUUGGUUUCCUUAAGUGCUCCAGUGUGUUAUUGCUGUAAAAUAGUUGGAUCGCUUCAAUCAUCCUAUUCUUGGCGGGUGUUGCUGGUUCGUUUUCAUGAAAAUCAGUGCGCCGGACAGAACUAUCUAUCGCAUGCACAUCGCAUCCCCCAGAUCGAUACCAUCAGACGCAUCCCACAGCAAAGCAAACAUAACAGCUGGUUACACUUCUGUGGUGUCUGCUGUGGAUCGAUAAAACGAGUGCUCCCGGAUCCGGUUCCAUCUGUUGAUGGUUCCACGGUAGCAUAUUCCAGUUCCUGCACACAGUUCUGCGAUGUUCCUGGCACCGUCGACCAUCGUGUGCCUUUGGUGUUGCUGAUUACCGCGAGGAUUAUCCCCGGAGCAUCAUAAAAGACCCCCGACGAACAAGGAAAAUCUUCUCCGACAUAGCCUCCCACCAGCGUUCUUUGCAACCGGCCAUCGAGCGCCGAAACUAAGGCAACUAAAGUGUGCUGGGAGUUGGGCUCGACACAUAACAAACAGCAGCAGACGCCGCCAGCAGCGCAGGAUUCAACUAGAAACGAGAACAGUCGUGUUCCGAGAACGGUUCCUUGCAGCGUUCACCUCACGCUGUUCGCCGUAGCUCCCCCGUGCGUGUAUCAACAACCCGAAAAAACAUCUAUUUUCUUUCUCAAAAUGGCAUCCGGAUCCGUGUCGGUCUCCACUGGAACAAAGUCCAGCAGCAAAACGGGAGUAACGGCCGGCACAGGAGGCGCCGUCACGGGCGCUGGAGCUGGUGGACGUAAAAAGUCCGGACCCAAGUUCGAGCUGUCCGAUGAGCAACGCCAGGACAUCAAGGAGGCGUUCGAUCUGUUCGACUCCGAAGGCACGGGCAUGAUCGACACGAAGGAACUGAAGGUGGCCAUCCGGGCGCUCGGGUUCGAACCGAAAAAGGAGGAAAUCAAAAAGAUGAUUGCUGAGAUCGAUAAGGAUGGUUCGGGCAAAAUCUCGUUCGAUGACUUCCUGCAACUGAUGACGGUCAAGAUGGCGGAGAAGGACUCGAAGGAGGAGAUACUGAAGGCGUUCCGGUUGUUCGAUGACGAUGAAACGGGCACCAUUUCCUUCAAGAACCUGAAGCGAGUGGCAAAGGAACUGGGUGAAAAUUUGACCGAUGAGGAACUGCAGGAGAUGAUCGAUGAAGCCGAUCGUGACGGGGACGGGGAGGUGAAUCAGGAGGAGUUCCUACGUAUUAUGAAGAAAACUAGUCUAUACUAAGCAGUAGCUAUUAGAGGGAUGACAGGGCAGGGGGCAGGUGAAGAAUCUAACCGUUUUGCAGGGGAUUCUUCCUUUAAGGAUGAAACCACGUUAAUUGCAUUUAAUGUAUCAGCAUUGAAAACAGGAAAGAAUUGAGUAUGAAGUGCUUUUAAGAUAGGAGGAUACUGCUUAAGACAGGCAAAUGAACGAAUUUGGUUGUUAGUUUAACUCUUGUGAGAUUGGUGCAGCUUCUAAAUGCGAGAGAGAGAGAGACGAGGAAAUGUCUAUUCCACCUAAUAAUUAACCAAAAACCAUUCCUUCUGGAUGCAUUUAAAAGCCGAACCAAAAGAUAAUAUCAAACAGAUCUAACGUAUAAGUUUGCUCUCUGUACUAAAAAAACCCGGCCAGCUAGCGAACGAGUAAUAGGGCGUCGUACUGAGCGCUAGGGGAUUUUUGAUAAGAAGCAGCACAACACAACACACACACAAACACAAACUCUUGAUAGUAAAGUAUAGGCUGCUCAGUUUCCGUUUUUGUGACAAACUAAUGAUUAUCUCUACAAACAGAGCGGACGGAACCGUUUACUCGUAUUCCUAGGUUAGCAAGGCACACAUCCACUUAAGAGGCUUUCUAAUGAAAGACUCCCAAAGCCAAAAGACAUUGCACAAACUGAAUUCGAGUACCACACACACGCCGCAACGCAUCACAUGCUGCACCGCCAACCAAAAGCCUAAUGUGGCACACGCGGGCGCGUGUACGCCAAUUGAAGGAAGCUAGCGUUCGUAAGAUAGAGACUCUAUUUACAAAAGCCAUUUUGCCAGAUCAUUAGAAAAGCGAAAGAUCAGCAUUUUUAGGGCUAAACAAACGCGGGGUUAUGCUCGUACGAUACGACACUUAAGGAUUUGUUGCCGGUUCCAUGGUUUCUGACUUUUCGCUGACAGCCAACAUUUUGCGCUCUCGUCACCAAGAGAGCGUGUACGUACCAUGGGUUCCGGUCCUGCACACAACUGCUCUGCUGAUCUGCUUUAGUGGCAGCAUCUUUUGCCAACCGCAACGAUUCGAUGAAGAUCAUGUAGAUAAGCCAGCCAGCUAAGCCAAAGCGUCGCAUACCAGUGUUGGCAGGGGUUGCCAUUACUAAUGCCCACGAAAUGACAACAUGAUAAUGCUAUACAAGCCAGAGGGGGUUGGAUUUUCUGCUGUAGUGUGUGUUUAAUUAACAAUAAACAAACAAAACUAUCAGGAAAGAGGAACGGAUCAGGAAGAUGUAUGAGGGAACGAAACCAUGAAUGAAAUAUGUUUGUGAAAACCGGAACGAUUGAAGUACAUCACACGCAGACCGAUUAUGAGGGAGGGUCCUUUAGGUAUGGUUACACAACACAAGCGAGUGUUUCAACAAAAAACGAAUCUUUAUCAAUGAUCACAAAUAUAUAGAUAUAUUUUUCUUCCACAAAAUUGGCUAUCCAUGCCA